This is a messenger RNA of Arachis ipaensis, 3154 nucleotides long. The record is from RefSeq and is a predicted model, not a curated record. NCBI's taxonomy places the organism in Eukaryota, Viridiplantae, Streptophyta, Magnoliopsida, Fabales, Fabaceae.
GAUAAAAUAAAAGGCAAGGAGCAGAGUUGGAGGAAAGCACUCCGUGAAGUUGGGUGCAUUGCAGGGUUUGUCAUCCGAAAAUCCAAGAAUGAAAAUGAGGAUAUUAAGAACAUUGUUGAACAAGUUACUCAUAUGCUGGAAAUGAAGGAAUUGUUCGUUGCUAAUCAUCCCGUAGGAGUUGAAUCUCGUGUUGAAGAGGUGAUUCAACUAUUAAAAGACCAGCAACAAGAAAAUCCUCUACUACUUGGUAUAUGGGGCAUGGGAGGGUGUGGUAAAACAACCAUUGCCAAAGCGGUUUAUAAUAAAAUUUUCCGUGAGUUUGAAGGUAGGUGUUUCCUCCUAAAUAUAAGAGAAGUUUGGGAACAAGAUAAUGGAAUUCUUCAUUUACAACAACAACUUCUUUCUGCUAUCUACAAGACAACGAAAAUAAAGAUUGAAAACACUGAAUCUGGAAAAUCAAUAUUAGAGAGAAGACUUGGCCAGAAAAGGAUACUUCUUGUACUUGAUGUUGUGGACAAAUUGGAGCAGCUAAAUUCUUUAGCUGCAAGCCGUAAAUGGUUCUGUCCCGGUAGCAUAAUAAUCAUCACAACAAGAGACGAGCAUCUUCUAUGUUGUCUUAGAAUUGACAAGUUAUAUAGUAUGAAAGAGUUAAAUGACAAAGAAUCCAUUGAACUUUUUAGCUGGCAUGCAUUCAAAGAACCAUGUCCAAAAGAAGAGUUUGCUUCACUUGCUAAUGAAGUUGUUUCAUAUUGUGAGAGAUUGCCACUGGCUCUUGAGGUAAUUGGGUCACAUCUGUUUAAUAGGAACGUAUAUGAAUGGAGGAGUGUUUUGAAUAAACUCAAAACCAUUCCAAACAAUGAUGUACAGAAGAAGCUUAAAAUAAGUUUUGAUGGUCUAAGUGAUGAUAGGGAUAGAGAAAUAUUUCUUGAUGUAGCAUUUUUCUUUAUUGGAAUGGACAAAAAUGAUGUGAUUGAUAUAUUAAAUGGCUGCGGGCAUUCAGCUGAAAUUGGAAUAAAUGUUCUUAUGGAACGAUGCCUUAUUACUGUGGACACUAAGGGAAAACUUGGCAUGCAUGGUUUGCUGCGAGACAUGGGAAGAGAAAUUAUUCGCGAGAGUUUGCCAAUGAAACCUGAGGAACGUAGUAGGUUGUGGAAUCCAGAGGAAGUGCUUAAUGUAUUAUCAAAAGACAUGGGAACAAAAGCUAUUGAGGGACUUGCUUUGAACCUGCCAAAGUCACUGAAUCCAACCCACUUAAAGACAGAAGCAUUUAAGGAGAUGAAGAGACUCAGAUUGCUUCAGUUUGCGAAUGUGCAACUUGUUGGAGACUUUAAAUACCUUUCAACAGAUCUUCGAUGGUUGUGCUGGCAUGAAUGUCCUCCAGAAUAUACAACUGCAAACUUUGAUCAAGGAAAUUUAGUUGCCAUUGACUUCAAAUAUAGCAAACUCGACCUAGUAUGGAAGAAGGGUCAGAUGAUGGAGAAUCUAAAAUUUCUCAAGCUUAGUCAUUCUCAACACUUGACACAAACUCCUGACUUUUCAAAUAUGCCCAAUCUUGAAAAGUUAAUACUCAAAUAUUGCCCAAAGUUGACUUCAGUUUCUCAUACCAUUGAACAUCUCAAACAAGUUCUUCUAAUCAAUUUGAAAGGGUGUUCAGAGCUUCGUGUACUUCCAAGAAGCAUCUACAAGUUGAAAUCUCUCAAAACUCUCAUUCUAUCAGGAUGUUCUUUGAUUGAUAAGUUAGAGGAGGACAUAGAACAGAUGGAAUCAUUGGCAACUUUGAUGGCAGAUAAAACUGCCAUAACACAAGUGCCUCAUGCACUACUAAGACUAAAGAGCAUUGUGUAUAUAUCUUUGUGCGACUUUGAAGGAUUAUCGCGCAAUGUGUUUCCUUCAAUCAUUUGGUCAUGGACCUCUCCAACAAAUAAUUUCUCACCCCAAGUGCAAACACUUUUGGACUUGUCAAAUCUUGUUUCCUUAAUAGUCCCAAAUAGAAAUUCUCAAGGCCUAUCAUCCAUUAUCAGAGACCUUCCACAGGUUCAGAAUGUUAGGAUGGAGUGUGGCUCACAACUUCAAAUAACAGGAGAUGUAGCUUCAGAUACUUGUAAUGUCACAAACUGCAAUGAAAUGAUAGUAUCAUCAUGUGCAUCAUCAGUUGGUUGUUGCAGUGAAGGUGAUGUUACUGAAUCAGAAAAUUCCUUGAAUUCAAUUUUAAUCCAAAUGGGAAUGAAUUGUUCUGUCACAAAGGCACUCAGAGAGAAUAUUUUGCAGAAAUUUAAUGCCAGAGUACCUGGAGAAUGUUUGCUUCCUGGCAAUAAGAAUCCUGAUUGGUUAACAUUCAGCGGAGAAGGUUCUUCUGUAAAUUUCGAUGUCCCUCGUGUGAAUGGAUUCAAGUUAAAAACAAUGAUGAUGUGUGUCUCCUACUCUUCAUCUCCAAACAUCAAAGCAUCUGAAGGCCAUAUUAUUAAAAAUCUGUUUAUCAUAAAUCUCACAAAGACCACUCAUUAUCUCUACGAUGGAGAUACGUUGGCUUCACUUAGAGAAGAGGAAUGGCAUAAAGUGAUUUCAAACCUUGAAGCUGGAGACAAAGUACAGAUUGUUGUUGCUAGGUUAGGAAUCAUAGUGAAGAAGAUAGUAGUUUAUCUCAUAUAUGGUGAACCAAUUGAUAUUGUUUGUGGUGAUGAUAUGGUAGCAGAUGGAAAUGUCACUGUUCAUGGUGGAGAUGAAAAAGUAAGUGCUAAUUCUCUAGAAAAAUUCGAAGUCACUUGGAAAACGAAAACUCCAGAGAGUGUGAUCACCAAAGAGUAUUGUGUGACUUGUCAAUUUGAGUUGAAAUUGUGGGUAAGUGUAGUAGGCUAAGAAAAGGAUGUAAGUAUUGGCUCCAGAGAGGAUGCAACAAGAGGUGCACAUGACUUUUAGGAUGCUAUUAAGUAGUAGAAUACAUUUUAAUGAUAGAAUCAAAAGAUCUUAUUCAAGUCAUGUCUGAUUAAUAAUCUAAACUUUUUCACCCAAGAAGAUUGAGUUCUACAUACUAAUGAGUAUAAAGGAGAUUGUUUAUAUCUAUGUAUAGCAUUUUACUAUUCAUGUUUAGAUUAUGAUCCGAGGCUCUAUAAAUAAGGUAUAUAGUUCAAAAACCCUUGCAAAAAAGAAAAAAAAA